Messenger RNA from Bursaphelenchus xylophilus (pine wood nematode), 660 nucleotides. Lineage: Eukaryota; Metazoa; Nematoda; Chromadorea; Rhabditida; Aphelenchoididae. The record is from the annotation of a GenBank genome assembly.
AUGUCUAUCCCAGGUGUUGAAACUGGGGAUGAGCAUAUUGGGGAGGCUGGAGCCAACCUGACCGAACCGGAACGUGAACUGCUAAAGGAAGAACUCAAGAAGGUAGACAUUGACAGGUUUUUUGUACGUUUAUUAUUUAGACGGAGGAGGAAAUCAACACCCUCAGGCAGGUGCUUGCUUCAAGGCAGAAGCACGCUCAGCUCUUGAAGCACAAGCUGGGAAUUACACCGUUUGCUGAACUGUCGCAAGAACUCCAACAGCAACUCCGCACUGUUCGUGACACUCCAGUAUACCAGAAGACAAGCGAAGUUGUGUCUGGCACUGCUGAAAGCGUGUCGAACAAAUUUCAAGACAUGAGGAAUUCAUCCCUAUUCAAAUCAUUUGAGUCUAAAUUGGGAAGUGCCUUUACCAACGUAAGUUACUUGUAAUUUGGCUUCAAGGUCAUGCGACUGAAGGUCCAUGUCUACUCAUUACUUGGAGUUCUGUUGUAUGACGAAAUCUUUGAAAUGAGGGAGGAUGGAAUAAUACAUUUUUACCAGUUUCUAUUUUUAGGCAAAGAUGGCUGCCUCAACCAGCUUUGAUCAUUUGGCCGGAGUUGCCCGUCCUCAAUCACAAGCCGGUUCACCCCAAAAGGAAACCCCCACUUCUCCCCUGUCUUAA